AUGGAAGACGGCCUACACCCGUACGGCGGACGACCUGCCGAGGAUGCUUGGGAGCAGGCAUAUCCCUUCAGCACUCAUCAGGCCGCCAUAAACUAUACGGCAUUUGGUGUAAAUCCUAGCAUGCUAAAUGGUUAUCACAACCAUUCCUCGUCACACCACCACGCGUACACCCAUGCCUAUCAUCACAACCAACCGACCCUUCCAUAUACCACUGAAGACGUCAAGCCCCAACCCUUCUACGCUGACUCACGAACCAGCCCUGCUAUUUCGCCCUUCACAUCACCCACAAGUUCACGCUCUUUGCACGCCCACUAUGCUGCGUUGACAGCGUACAAUGAGCAUGUAUAUGCUGCACGGCGUAAGGAUCACUUCGCGGCUGCCGCGCAGGCUGCAGAGGAGGAGGCGUUUUACAAAGCCGCAUUUCAUGAGAUGGUGUGCUUGCCGGACGACGAUGAAGAUGAGGUGGCAGAGGGUAACGCUGGAUUGAGCGAGGGGGCGAGCAGUACUACGGUCGAGAACAGCCCGAAGUCGGUAAUGGACCACGAGGAUGAGACACAUGGUCCUCCGGGGAUGCUUACGGUUCCCGGAGGAGGCACUCAUCAAGGACAUCUUGAGAUUCUUCAUUCCGAGGCGAAGGCAGCACUCUCUCAGCACGACCUGAGGUCGACCGUCGACGCCACUACUGGUGCAGGAACUGUGGUGGCAGAUGAAGCCACCUUAUCCGACAAAGAUGUUGAUGCAAUCUGCCUUGUCGACGAGCCUACACUGUCUGUUCAAGAUCUACCCACAUCACCGACGACUGCAACUGUCGUUACAGCGGAACAGUCCCGACUCGAAACUGCUAUACCACUUCCUGUCGCCUUAUCCGCCGCGCCAACAUCUUCUGAGUCAGCUUUAACAAGCAGUGACGAUGCCUCGGUCGUUCCUUCAUGGAUGGUUGGUCAGUCGACAGCGAAGGUAGAUGGGCGAGGUGACGAUGACGAGCAGUCUGAACCUUCACAUGGUGAAGAUAAUGAACCACAGAACUCGAGCAUCGCUCCAUCUGUUAAAGAGGAGCCUGCAAGUCCUAUAGUUGUCGAUAGAUCCCUUCCGACGGUCCUCGAUCUGCUUGAUUCUCCCUUAUCACCCUGCGUCCCGAGCUCGUCAAGGUUGCCAAAAGCGAAUGACGACCACCCAACAAGAGACGAUGUUGAAGCUGAUGUAGCUUCAACCUCGAAAGAGAGAUCUGCCACGCCUGCACCAUCCCCCACGCGCUCCGCCAUAGCGUAUACGAUGUCCGUGGUACCACCGGAAGAGACGCCCUCACCCCUCACCCCUUUGGAUAUCGCCUCUGUCGCGGCUGCGCAAGAGCGAUCCCUCACCCCCAAGCCUUCAACUACCCGCGCAGCACUUGCACCGACACCACCUCUUCCUCAGAACUUGCCGAACGCCAGCGUCACGACUCCUGUCUCCCUACCGAAUAGCUCCCCAACACCACCAGCGACUGGCAACGCAGGCGAGACACGAAGAGGCUCCACGGAUUCUACCAGGAGUGCUGGGCAGCGUGUUACCGCAUAUUCUUCAGAAGAUGACACGGAGCUGUGCGGAUUGUCGAUGCUGGCAGAAGUCGCCCUGGUGCACUUGUCACCAACAGAGCGCAUUGAACAAACCCCGCAAGUAGACUUAAGCAACGCCACUGCGGUAGUUGCUACGGAAGAGGACACUAGCGCAACUCUCACAGCGAUGGAGACGGAGAGGACGAUGAUACAGUUCGUUCCCAUCGAAGUCGCAGAACAGCCGUGGGUGGCGUCGGAGGAUCAAGAGCACUCAAGUAGCCUUGCUGGUCAGGAUGAUCCCGUCGCAGAUAUCGCAUCAACAGCACCAGCUGUCUCCGAUCUCCCUUUGAACCCCCCCUUGUUCUCCACACCGAUAUCCCAAAGAGCUCGUCCAAUCAGCUCCUUACCAGCUUCCGAAGCGGCCAUCGAGAGAGCUCUUGCCCAAUCCCCUCAAUCGUCACCAUUACCAUCGUCACAAACCCCGACCCGCAGCUUCCGGGCUAUAUUCGCCAACAUCCCUUCCUCAUCUCCAUCUACUGCAAGAGCUGCAUACUUUUCUGACGAAGAGUCGAAUGAAGACGUCGCUUCUGAAGAGUCAGAAACAGAUGACGACACUCUGUCAGAAGACUCUAUGAUGCACAUGUACACUAUGAACACCGUGGCACGGGAUGUUCAUGGAGAUGUUGAGACUCCACUACCGCUCGAGGUUGAAGAGCAACUUCCUGAGCCUGGGGACGACCUGACAAUAGCUCCUAGUCAGGUGGUCGAUGGCAUCCCGGAGGAUAACUCUCAGCCAUGUCUUGAAGAGCUAGGUUCACCUGCUCCUGAAGACAUAGUUACCUCUGUCAAGGAAUCCUUUGUCCCAUCUGCUGUUGAAGACUUUCCGUCUGCCAGCGAAGAGGCAUAUCCCCUUCCUGUUGGAGAAGUCGACUCGCCUCUUUCAGAAGAAGACUUCUCCACCGGCGUCCCAGAUACAGAGGGUCAUGUGCAUGAGGAAUCAGCUGUGCUCCCAGUGCCAGUAGAGGAUGCGGACAUCCCUGCUACACCAAAGGGUAUUUCGGCUUCAGCACCCGAAGAACCUGAACUUAUCCCUGUGGUCGCUGAACUCGUGGAGCCUACGAUUCAGCUGGAUAUCGUUUCAGACGCGGCUGUAGAAGAAGAAGCAUCUUUGUCUACUGUCGAGGAGAUAGAAGAGUCUGCUGCGCAUCUCGACGCCAUCUUGGUUCUAAAUGCGGAGGAAAUCGAACCUGUACCUGUGGUUGACGACCCUGCGGAAGCUGCUGUUGUCCUGGACGCAGCACCAGCUUUGACUCUCGAAGAAUUUAAAGUUUUGCAUGUGGUCGACGAGCCCGUUGCUCAUCUGGACGCUAUCUCGGCUCCUGCCGUAGACGACGUUGAACCUUUGCCUGUGGUGGACGAAUCGGUGGAGUCCGCUGUUCUUCUGGGCGAGAUACCGGCUUCGACUGUUGAAAAUCAUGGACCUUUGCCUAUUGUCGCCAAGCCCGAUGUUCAUUUGGAUAUCAUCUCGGCUUCGGCUGUAAAGGAAGUCGAACCUAUACGUGUGGUCGACGAGCCUCUGGAGUCUGCUGUUCUCCUGGACGUGAUUACGUCUUCAACUGUCGACGAAUCUGGACCGUUGCCUGUGGUAGACGAGCCCAUUGCUCAUCCGAGCGCUUUCUCGGCUUCAGUCAUAGAAGAAGUCAAGCCUCUUCCUCUGGUCGAGGAGCCUGUGGAGCCUGCUAUUGUUUCAGAUACCGUCUCAGCUUCGACUGCAGCUGAAUCUGAACCUUUGUCUGUGGUCGACGAGCCUGCCGUUCAUCUGGAUACCGACUGGGCUCCGCCCAUGGAAGACGCCGAACCUUUACUUGCAGACGACGGAUCCGUGGAGCCUUCCGCUGAUCUAAACACCGUUUUGACUUGGACUGCAGAAGAACCAGAACUUUUGCCUGUGAACGAAGAGCGGGACGACCCUACCGCUCAUCUGGACCCCAUUCGGGCACCGGCUGUGGAAGAACCAGUACCUUUGUCUGUGGUCGACGCACCCGUGGAGCCUACUGUUCAACUGGAAACCAAUUCGGCAUCGACUGCAGAAGAAGAUGCGCCUUUACCCGUGGUAAACGAACUCGUCAAGCCCGUUCAGGAAACGGUGGCUGUUGCCAAAACGGCUGAGGCGGAACUCGAAGAGUUGUUUGCAUCGCCGGAUGAGGCAACAGUCGUCUCUACACACGCAGAAGCGCCCACAAAAGUCACAAGACUGGUUCUUGAUUACAUUCAAAUGCCUCCCGUACCUCCUGAACACCGUAGACGUCCUACUGCCGUUAAGGCUCGCCGCUCGACCGAAGCUCUGGCGUCAAGUGGACCCAAGGCCCCGGCUCUGAGCUCAUCCAAGCCCUUGCAUAUCUCCCCAUCACUCGCAAAGGCGAAACCAUUGCAUCUUCGCGCACUAAAACGUGCCCGUGAUUCCGCUCCGAUAGAAACACCCUCGCGGCCUCUUAAGCGCCUGCGUGUAGCGCCAACUCCUCUUGCAAUUAUACCUUCAACGAAGUUGGCAAGCAGCGAGCCAGCAAGUUCCUCGCCUUCCACACUGGAUUCCCCCACUCUCCAUCUCCGUAGAGGGCCGAGAACAACAAACAAACUCCUACCUCGGCCAUCUCGUUUGCGUCUGGGCUCGCCAAGAGUUCUACCGAGCCCCUCGUCCGCCGGUUCCGACUCUACGCCUGAGGUACAUCGCCACAGACCGUUUAAAGAUAUGUCAUCUGAGACUAGACGACCCCAAGCCAGACCCAAGAAUACUUUUGCCCCGUUACCAUCUCGCCCUUCCGUACCGCCAUUGCCCUUUUCACGCGGUGGGCCAUUCAAAGAUACGCCAUCCAUUGGACACGCCUACCCAAGACCCACAAGCAUCCUCGCGCACCCCACAUCCCAUUAUUCGGGCCCAUCAUUACCGGCGUCACGUCAUGCCUCGUCUUCUUACUCCCAAUCAGCUGUGAAGCAAUGGGGCAGAAGUGUUUCCAGCCAUGUUCCUCAUGUCCGAGAGGCAGAAAGACCAUCAAAGCUAUCAAGAGUGCCUUCCUCUCUAUCGAAGACGGCUCCAUCUCGAUUGACUCUCAUAGAGCCGGGGCCUUCGAAAAGAAGGCAAAGUCCCCCACCGCCAGUAGAGCCGCCCCGUCAAAAGCGUGUCCGCAUUGAAGAGGACCCAAACAAGCCGUACGUUAUUACACGUGUGGACAAGCCAAAGACGCGAAACACGCUCCUGCCACGACCUGUCGAGCCCGCCAAGAUCAAGCAAGAAGUGGAGACCAUCAUCGUACCUUCUCAUCUUGCGAACGGGGUGAUCGACCUUGCCGAUGAUAGUUCAGAAGACGAACUGGGAAGAUGGGACGACGUUGGCAUGUCCUUCGUCGUGAGCAGUUCUGCAAAGGUUGCAUACUCGAACACCAAAUCAAGGCGCGAGGCUCGACAUUCUUGGCCAGCAGCGAAAAGGUCUACAAACGCCUAUAAGGAGAACAGAGAAGAGAGAGGAAGAUCCUCAUCUACCCAGGAAUGGUCCGAUGAGGACGACUUGAAUCAGGAUCUCCGGCCGGUCAUGCGCAGUGCCCAGGCGCGCCAGUUGGAGCCGAAAUCGAUCUUGAAGCGCCCGCGGCGGGGUUGGCUGCACGACCCAGCGGCUCAGUCUGGGUAAGAGAGGCAGCAACACUGCUGUCCUCACUUGUGGCCUGCGACACCUAGAGCUCUUAGACGCGAUUGACGUUGGACAGUGUACUAUUAUUGUGAUUUUGCCCAUCGAGGAUCCACGCGUCUCAUGUUUAUGUCCACGUAUUAUUAUGCUUAUGCAAACCCU
Messenger RNA from Dacryopinax primogenitus, 5376 nucleotides. RefSeq lists its product as uncharacterized. NCBI's taxonomy places the organism in Eukaryota, Fungi, Basidiomycota, Dacrymycetes, Dacrymycetales, Dacrymycetaceae. The transcript has 3 exons. Bases 1 to 5217 code for a protein of 1738 amino acids. The record is from RefSeq and is a predicted model, not a curated record.